This is a messenger RNA of Phytophthora sojae, 639 nucleotides long. RefSeq lists its product as hypothetical. Lineage: Eukaryota; Oomycota; Peronosporomycetes; Peronosporales; Peronosporaceae. Bases 50 to 508 code for a protein of 152 amino acids. The record is from RefSeq and is a predicted model, not a curated record. The transcript has a single exon.
CGUGUGGGGCCGCUUCCAGGCCGCGUACCCGCGGAAGGGCUGCACCGUCAUGGACGACGACGCGGGGAAGCUGUGGCAGCCGCUCAUGGCCAGCGGCAGCGAGGACGAGGGCGACGACGGCCACGACGAGGAGCUGGGCGGCCUGCUGCCGCGAGAAGGCAUGCGCCCGCAGUUCGACGAGGGCGCCGCGGCGCGGAGGAAACGGCGGCGCCGCAAGGACGACGAGGACCUGGGGGAGGUGUCUAGGGGCUUCUCCGUGAGCGUGGAGCCGCUCAAGCUGCUGCGCUCCGUGGGGACGUGGAUGGCGUCGCUCUCGGCCGCCGGCAGCCUGCUGGUCGGCAGCCCCAAGAGCUCCAUGCCGGCCUCGCUGUCCGCGCAGAUGCUGUCCCACAGACGCAAGCGCGAGAACAUGGACGAAGUCUCGGACCGCGCGCUGGCGGUGCUGGCCAUCACCACGCUCGGCUUCUGCUUCCUGCUGCUGCUCGUGGUGUACUCGCAGGCCGCGUGAGCUGAAGAGAGGAGAGAGGAGAGAAGGGAGACGCAAUAUGUAUCACCAGAAAAAAAACGUCGACCGAAUCCAGCCGUCUCGUCGCGCAGGCGCUGCAAUUAAUAAAAUGCUCUUGUUAUUUUUUUCUCGCG